Molecule: messenger RNA, 582 nt
Organism: Ilex paraguariensis (yerba mate)
Lineage: Eukaryota; Viridiplantae; Streptophyta; Magnoliopsida; Aquifoliales; Aquifoliaceae
Source: the annotation of a GenBank genome assembly
AUGGCUUCUGCAAUAUGCUAUCUUGUACCCAUAGUUUUUUCUGUCGUCCUGCUUUCAUGUGAAGCCCAAGAAAAAAUAUACCCAUUUGAAUAUAUAUACCAGUUGGGAGAUUCAUUGUCUGAUACAGGGAACCUUAUUCGUGAAGGCACCACCGAAGAAACAAUGGCCGCUGCCCACCUGCCCUACGGCGAAAGCUUUCACGGCGAACCCACUGGUCGCUGGUCUAAUGGCCUUCUCAUCAUAGAUUUCAUUGUUGAGAAGAGUACCCUCAUGAUCCCUAGUCUAGUUGUAAAAGUGACCAGUUGUCAAUCAGUAUCCUUUGGAGUUGAGGAUACGUGGUACAUGAUGAAGACUCCGAGGUGCCUUAACGCUGAUAUAAUGUGUCAGGUGGAGAGUACUCCGCAAACAAUAUGUCGCAGACUCCAAGGACAACAUGUCUUGGACUCUGAGGUACCUUUAGUGGAGGGCUCCGAGGUGCCUAUAGUGGACUCUGAAGUACCCUUAGUGGAGGGCUCCGAGGAACCCUUAGUGGACUCUGAAGUACCCUUAGUGAACUCCGAGGUACCCUUAGUGCCGAGAUGA